AUGAAGCGCUAUUGUAUGCCUAGACGAGCUAGACUCUCUCUGUUAGUAAUUUCUGUGUUUGUGAUCUGUAUAUUUGUGCGAUUGCGAAAUUUUACUCGCAAUGAAAACACAUGGAGUUCUCCCCUUAAUUGUGAUUUAAAUAAUGGCUCCUGCCUAUCGAACGUCACGAAUCAGGAUCCCAUCUUAAGCGAACUCACUGAUGCCUUACAUCACUCAUGGAAAGCUUAUGCUGACUACGCUUGGGGUAUGGAUGAGGUGCUGGUUUUGUCUAAGAUGGGUACGCGUUGGAUGAAUGGAGGUCUUACUAUGAUCGAUUCACUCGACACCCUUUGGAUGUACAACAUGACGGAAGAAUUUGUCCAGGCUCGUGAUUGGAUCGCCUUCACAAUUAAUUUCGAUUACAAUAAUGACAGAACAAACGUUUUCGAAUCAACAAUACGCUUAUUAGGUGGACUGCUCAGUGCAUAUCACGUGUCUAAGGACUCUGUAUUUCUGAAAAAGGCGGAUUUGAUUGGGCACAAGCUUCUGGCUGCAUUUAAUUCUCCCUCAGGCCUGCCGUUUACCGACAUUAACCUGCAAACACUCAGGACGUCGCUUGCUGGUACAAGUAAAACCGUUUCUCUUUCUGAGGUGGCAACGCUUCAGUUGGAAUUUAAUGAACUUGCUAUGCUCUUGCAAGACAAAAGCAUUGCAAAACCGGCUGCAAAUGUUUACAGUGUUCUGAAUGGCGUGAAGAAGCUUUCUGGUCUUAUUGCGAUUUUCGUAAACAUGGAUCAACCCGAAAGAUCAUCUUCAGAUACAAUCACAUUGGGGGCGCGAGGUGACAGUUACUAUGAGUAUCUUUUAAAAGUUUGGGUACAAACGGGUAAGAAAUCAGACUGGCUUCGGAAUCAAUAUCUUGAUGCUGUGCGUGGCGUCACAGAUAUGCUUCUGCGCAAAAGCGUGCCAAAUGGACUUACCUUUGUUGGUGAAUUGAAGUCGCAGAAGUUUUCUCCAAAAAUGGACCAUCUCGUGUGCUUUCUUCCGGGCACGUUGGCUUACGGCCAUCUACAUGGAAUGCCAGUAGAACAUCUUCAGCUAGCUGAAGAUCUGAUGGAAACCUGCUAUCGCCUCUACAACAAUACGUCAACCGGUUUGAGUGCAGAAAUCGUCUACUUUAACCUUGCGAACCCCGAAAGACCGGACUUCUACAUUAGACAAUCGGACGCAUUCAAUCUACUCCGUCCGGAAACGGUGGAGUCCCUUUUCUACCUUUACCGAAUUACAAAAAGGCAGCGGUAUCAACUUUGGGGACGAGAAAUAUUCCGAGCUUUCAAUACGCACAGCCGCGUGUCGCCGGCUGGUUUCGCGCCAAUCGUUGAUGUCCGCUCCGCCAGGCCCAUCCACAGGGACAAGAUGGAUUCCUUCUGGAUCGCGGAGACUCUCAAGUACUUUCUUCUCUUAUUCGAUGAUGGGCUUGCCGCAAGGUUUGAUCUGAGAGAGUGGGUUUUCAACAGUGAGGGCCAUCCGUUUCCUCUUCCAAAUGCAACCGCAGUCAGUCUGAUUCAGGAUUUGUACAAUUUUGGUCCCUGA
Molecule: messenger RNA, 1572 nt
Organism: Mesocestoides corti
Lineage: Eukaryota; Metazoa; Platyhelminthes; Cestoda; Cyclophyllidea; Mesocestoididae
Source: the annotation of a GenBank genome assembly